UAACAACCUUCCAUCAAUCAUUGACUCUCUUCAUGUCCCGACUGGUCUGAGAUCAGUCUGCUGCUGCUGCUUCGCCACACAUUUUAACGACUGUCUUCCAGCACACGCAGGUUUUACAAACGGAUGCUGCCUUUCUACUGAGAGUCGAAUGGAUAAUGGCCCACUGUAAUCUCCGGUCGCCAUCCUCCUCUCCUCAUGAUGACGUCAAUUUGGGACCUUCAGCGAACCCACAUGCCAAACCCACUGACUUUGACUUCUUGGCUGUCAUUGGCAAAGGGACCUUUGGAAAGGUGCUGCUGGCCAAGCUCAAAACCACCAACCAGUUUUAUGCCAUCAAGGUGCUGCAGAAGAAAGUCAUCUUGAAGAAAAAGGAGCAAAAGAACAUCAUGGCAGAGAGAAAUGUGCUGCUAAAAAGCCUCAAACACCCUUUUCUGGUUCGACUCCACUACUCCUUCCAGACGGCGGAGAAGCUCUACUUUGUCUUGGACUACGUCAAUGGAGGAGAGCUCUUCUUUCACCUGCAGCGUGAGAGAUGUUUCACAGAACCCAGGGCGAGGUUCUACACCGCAGAGGUGGCGAGCGCUAUCGGCUACCUUCACUCCCUCAACAUUGUCUACAGAGACCUGAAGCCAGAGAAUAUCCUCUUAGAUUCUCAGGGCCAUGUAGUGCUGACAGACUUCGGACUAUGCAAAGAAGGUGUUGAACCAGAAGGAACCACCUCUACCUUCUGUGGAACCCCUGAAUACUUGGCACCUGAGGUUCUACGCAAGGAACCGUAUGACAGGACAGUUGAUUGGUGGUGUCUGGGAGCUGUUCUAUAUGAGAUGAUCUAUAGUCUGCCUCCUUUCUACAGUCGUGAUGUAGGAGAAAUGUAUGACGGGAUCCUCCGGAAGCCGCUGCUGCUCCCUCCGGGGAAGUCCGAGGCCGUGUGUUCCCUGCUUGAGGGUCUCCUGCAGAAGGACCAGCACAGACGUCUCGGAGCUAUUGCCGACUUUUUAGAAGUGAAGAACCACACUUUUUUCUCCAUGAUCAACUGGGACGAUAUUUACCACAAGAGAAUCACUCCUCCUUAUAACCCCAAUGUGAGGGGCCCGGCCGACACUCAACACAUUGACCCCGAGUUCACCAGAGAAAUGGUUCCUAACUCUGUUAGUCGGACGCCUGAAUUCAACGCCGGCACAAGCGCCAACAAUGCCUUCAAUGGCUUCUCAUACGUGGCCAGCGAGGACAGCUUUCUUUGAGUUUGACGCCUCUUCAGGCGACAGCCUCUCAUCUUAUGGUUUAUCCAUUAGUACUAAAUUGAGUCACAACUGCAGCCAUUUUGACAGAAUGAGUAGUGUUGAAAGCAGCAUGGGGGAAGUGUAUGUAUGAAUGUUUUCUAACAGUCGUUCAGAGAAGGUAGAUUUUUAUUUUUUAUGAAUCAGAAUGGAACUAUUUCACUAUUUCAUCCUUUACAGGCUUGUCGUACAUUUAUUUUUAUGUUAGUCAAUAUGAAUUUGGCCUUCCCUGUUACAGAGUCAAAGAUGGUACGGUCCCUUGGUCUUAGCUCCCUCAUGCGCCACAGGAAGUGCUUACUAGGUAACAAAUGGACAAACAUACACAAAUAUGGCGCACCCCAAUUUUUUUUCAAUUGCAUUUAUUUAUUUAUUUAUGUAUAUUUAUCAUUCGGGUCAAGAUUGACUCGUCUGGUCCCUUCUUCCUGUGUCGCCCCCCCAUGAAGCAGGAAACCAACUUGAUGGACAAAUGAACACAAAUAUGCCAAAGCUGCAUCUUGUCUCAUUUGCAUACUCACAGUGAUUGGAUGUCACGGCCACGGAGAUGAACGAUAAGCAAAGCUGUCUUGUGCUGUUUUUCGCUGAGUUUUUACCUCUAAAAUUUUGAUACAUAGGCGGCCACCCAUUUAUUAGAGGGGGCAUUGACCCCCGCGCCCCACCGUAGACCGGCCCGUUGCUUCAGUGUGUAUUGUUUGUAAAUUAUACUUUGUAAUUGUUGUUUUAUGCAUUAUUUCAAAGGCUAGAUUAAGAAUGUUUAUGCAUUUGGCUUAUUGGAGAUGUACACAAUAACGUAUCUAUUAGGCAGCUUUGCAUUUGUGUUAAUAUAUGGUCUGUCACAAUGUAUUCAUGUCAGUUGAUUAAUGGUGCUCUUUAUAAAGCAGUGAGUUAUUAUUGUGUUAUUGUUAUUGUCAUUAUUUUCUUCC
Doryrhamphus excisus (bluestripe pipefish) is the source of this 2197-nucleotide messenger RNA. RefSeq names its product serum/glucocorticoid regulated kinase 2a (gene sgk2a). Gene Ontology annotation, biological process: protein phosphorylation. Gene Ontology annotation, molecular function: ATP binding; protein serine/threonine kinase activity. The record is from RefSeq and is a predicted model, not a curated record. NCBI's taxonomy places the organism in Eukaryota, Metazoa, Chordata, Actinopteri, Syngnathiformes, Syngnathidae.